Scatophagus argus is the source of this 1638-nucleotide messenger RNA. RefSeq names its product transcription elongation factor A (SII), 1 (gene tcea1). Gene Ontology annotation, biological process: positive regulation of transcription by RNA polymerase II; DNA-templated transcription; transcription elongation by RNA polymerase II. Bases 151 to 1242 code for a protein of 363 amino acids. The record is from RefSeq and is a predicted model, not a curated record. NCBI's taxonomy places the organism in Eukaryota, Metazoa, Chordata, Actinopteri, Scatophagidae. The transcript has 10 exons. Gene Ontology annotation, cellular component: nucleus. Gene Ontology annotation, molecular function: zinc ion binding; nucleic acid binding.
ACCUGCAGAAAACCCAGACGUAUACGGAGGCAUCCGUAUUAAAUGUGUCCCUUUGUCUGACUGCAUGAUAAUUACUUUCUACUAUCACAGCUCCCAAAUGAAUCUUCCGUCCUGUUGUGUCUCGAUUGAUUAACUCUCCCUGAACUCAUCAUGCAGCAACUAGUCAGGUCUGGUACACAGCGGAGGGUCAGUGUGCGGUCCCGGUCUGUAGACGCCGUCGCGUUCGUUUCAGUGGCGUGGUCUUUGUCGCCAAAUUUCUUUCCCCUUUACUCUUUAUUUUUCUUUAAUUCCAUCAAGUCGGUCAACAUGGGCAAAAAGGAGGAAGAGGAGAUCAUCAGAAUUGCGAAGAAGAUGGAUAAAAUGGCGCAGAAGAAAAACGGGGCUGGGGCUUUGGACCUGUUGAAGGAGCUGCGCAGCAUCCCGAUGACUCUCGAGCUGCUUCAGUCUACCAGAAUCGGGAUGUCCGUUAACGCCAUUCGUAAGCAGAGCACAGAUGAGGAGGUGACAUCCUUAGCCAAGUCUUUGAUCAAGUCGUGGAAAAAGCUUUUGGAUGAGCCUGGUGGUGGAGAUAAACCUUCAGAUGAAAAGAGGAAAGAACAAACAACGCCUGUUGUUUCUCCAUCACAGGGAAGCCCAGAGGCAAAAGAAGAAAGCAGCUCCAGCAGUAACUCCAGCAGCAAGAGCGAAUCUGCUGAAGUUACACCCAACACAUUAAUCAGCACCUUUCCUCGUGCCCCCAGCACCUCUGACUCUAUCAGGCUCAAGUGCAGAGAGAUGAUAGCAACUGCUCUGCAGACUGGAGAUGAUUAUAUUGCUAUUGGUGCCGAUUGUGAUGAACUUGGAGCACAGGUCGAGGAAUGCAUCUUCCAAGAGUUUAAGAACACAGACAUGAAAUACAAGAACCGCGUGCGAAGCCGAAUCUCAAAUCUGAAGGAUAUGAAGAACCCUAAUUUAAGGAGGACUGUGCUGUGUGGGAGUGUGACCCCUGAACGGAUAGCUAAGAUGACCGCAGAGGAAAUGGCCAGUGAUGAGCUGAAGGAAAUGAGAAAGAAUUUGACCAAAGAGGCUGUCAGGGACCACCAGAUGGCCACCACUGGAGGCACUCAGACUGAUCUAUUCACCUGUGGCAAGUGCAAGGGGAAGAGCUGCACCUACACACAGGUUCAAACUCGCAGUGCUGAUGAGCCAAUGACCACGUUUGUCUUCUGCAAUGAAUGUGGGAAUAGAUGGAAGUUCUGCUGAGUCUGCAGGCAUUUCCACGGCACUUGAACAAGUAGCAACAUUUCCUGGACCAGGUUCUGUCUCUCUGCAACAGAUCGGAGCUUUGCAUUCUGUGGUACAUGGUGCACAACAUGCCACACGAAGAUGCCACUGCGGUUACCGUUUGAAUAAAUAUCCUGUUCAUAGAUUGAGCUCGUUGUCAGUUUCCCGGCACCCUCCCCAAAAAUCUUUUACUAUUGUUAUUAGCUGUUUCUCACUGUCAGAUAUAUGCGAUCAGUCUUGUCUCAUUAUCUUUUAUCUGCAUUUUUUUAUAUGUAGUUUUAACACUUUGGACAAUGUUGUUUUGCUUUCCCCUCACAACAUUGCAUUGUUUUAUUUAAUUUCCCAAUAAAGUGUAAUCCAUUUGAUUAAAAAGAA